CUGGCGUUGCUGCUUCCGGGUAGGCGCCAGGUCUGUGAGCCUUGGGUCCCCCAGCCAUCUGUCGGAGCUAGCAGGGUCACCAUCCUCCUCUGGAAGCAAGAGCUUGGCCCACCAGCUCCGAGCUGAAGGCCAUUAACCUCAGCAUCGUAAUUCGGUGCCAACUGUGGGAGGAUGAGUCAAGAGGGCAACUCAAGUGAUCGGCCUGCUGGCCAAGACCCACUGCUACUGCUGAACACCCUCCAGCUUCUCUGGACAAAGAAAGAGAUGAAGAAGCUCAAGGAAGAAAUCAGGCGGGGCUUUGCGGGACUGGAGGACCCACUGGCAGGGCUGCUGGACAUGCUGGAGAGCAGCGGUGAUUGGAAGGGGAAAGGGCAUUCCCUCGGGUAUUGCAUCAGCAGUGAGCUGCAGCUCUGGAUGAAAGAGCAUCCUGCUGUUCAACAGUCUGGCAUGAAGCUGAAGAAGCUGCAGGCCCGUGUAUUCAGAAUACUAGACCAGUGCCCAGCUAAUCUUCUUGACCCUCUGAUUAGCAUUUACCAGCUCCAUACAGCAGACCGGAACUAUUUGCUUGGACACGUCAGUCAUCUUUAUCACAGGGGCGAUUACAAAGAGGCAGCCAUCCUGAGUAUUAAGCUAAAACUACAGUCAGAUCAAGAUGUGGAGAAGAUGUGUGCACCGCUACUGUUUCAAGACAAAAUUAACCUGGUUGAAGAUUAUGUGGGAGAACAUCCUGAGCUCCAGUGCAGGCUUUUACAGAUACUGGACACCUGGUGUGAACCUGAUUUUAAUAUCAGAGAUAUGGCAAGACAAUAUCAAGGUCUGUCCAGGUACAAGCCAGAUAAACUGAACCGCAAAAUGCUGAGCAAGCUGAUCUUCAGACUCCUGGAGCGAUUUAACGUAGAUCCAGCUCUCUGUCCUAAUGUCAUAAAUCAGCGGCACUUGAGAACUCUGAAUUAUCUCUUUUACAAGAGGUUUGUGGAGAAAACCAUGACUCAGGAGAAUUGGACAGAUCACGUCCAGAGCACAGUUGGAGAGAAUCGAUGGCUUCAGGGGCACCUGAUACAGUUGCUGCUCAGGUACUGUGAUCUGAACGCAGCAGCAAGAUGGGCACAACGCUGCAAUUUGCCUGAGGAGAUGCUGCCUUCUGAAGUGGCUGAUGAGCUUCAAAAGCUUGAGAUCCAAGAGAGGGUAGAAGAGACAACCAAAGAAGAGAAUUACAAAGAGGUUAAGAAGAAGGAUUAUUACCAGCUUCCUAUUCCACGUGCGAAUAUUCACUUACUGCAGAAUUGGGAAGAUAUGAUGCAAUGCUGUGAAAAGGUGCUGCAGCCUGGGCAGAUUGUUGGCAUCGACAUGGAGUGGAGGCCUUCGUUUGGCAUGGUCGGGAAGCCCCGCGUCUCCCUCCUUCAACUCGCUGUGAGGGAUGAGGUGUUCCUGCUCGAUUUGCCACGGCUCCUUGAGCAAGCUGAAGUCAAGGGUGAGAAAGAGAAGCUUCCCCAUAUCAUCCAGAGGCUCUACUCAGAUGCAGCCAUCACUAAACUAGGUUAUGGGAUGUCUGGAGACCUUAGCAGUCUUGCAGCCACAUGCUCCACUUUGAAAGGCAUGGAUAAGCAGUCACAAAGCGUAGUGGACCUACUCACAAUAGACAAACUACUGCAAAAGAGCUCCAUUGACUGGAAGAAGGGCAGCCUGAAGGUCGAUGCGCUGCCCCCAGAGCAGAGCUGUGAAGAUGAAGGGCUCAGGCAGCCAGAAAAAGGGCUCAGCCUCCUGGUGCAACACGUCCUGGGAAAACCACUAGAUAAAACAGAGCAGAUGUCUAACUGGGAGAAGCGACCACUGCGGGAGGAACAGAUCCUCUAUGCAGCUUCAGAUGCAUACUGCUUGUUGGAGGUCUAUGAGAAACUGUGUAAGGAUCCAGAAAGCUUUGGUCUGAGUUCAGACCUGACUGAAAGUCUGGUGGGAAAAGCAAGUGUAAAACCCAGGGCAAAGAAGCAGCUGAAUAAACAAGAGGUACCGUCACCUUCUGGACAGCAAUGCAGAGGAUCUGAUAAAGAGAUCUCACGUCCCCCUGCUCCCAUCUCCCCAAAAGAGUUCAGCGUGGUCUGUGAUAACAUGCUGCAGGGCCUUGGGCGCUAUCUCCGCUGCCUUGGUGUGGACGUCCGGAUGCUGGAGAAUGAGGAUGACCAUAGGAAAGCAGCUGAGAUUGCCAGACAGGAGGGAAGGGUCAUUUUAACCUCUGGACUCCCAUAUCAGACUCUGCAGUCCCAGGUGGGGGAAGGAAGGUGCUUCUCUGUGAACUGCUCGGAAAAGGCCAAGGAGCAGGCGCUGCAGGUGCUGAAGCACUUCAACGUUCGCGUGACGCUGGCGGACAUCUUCAGCCGCUGCCAGAAGUUGUCUGCUGGCGAUUGCCAAAUUGCAAAGCAAGAGGAUUCACAUGGGGAAUGAAGGAAAAUACUCUGUGAGAUGUAUUUGAUCAUCUGAGUUAAAUAAUCCUCAGACAUCCUCAGACACCAUCCCAAGUGGUAAAAUUGCCGGCACACCCAGAGAAUUCAGAAUUGAGACUCGGCUGCAUUACGCAGAGCUUUCAGACAGGGAUGCUGGUGCUGAGGAAGAAGCUGCUGCCCAGAAACCUGCUGCCUGCAGCUUUGCACCUUCCAGCAAAGCUGCUCUGACAGUGCUGCUCUUCUGCAGGUGAGGAGAUGGAAGCCACUGCCACUGCAGCAACGCACCUCAGCUCUGCCAUUGCACUUGCCCAAAUCAAUCCACUCAUUUGGAAGAGAUGUGGCAGGGCAACAAGCUGCAGGACGGCAGGUUUAGCCCAGCUCUCCCUGGAUCAUAAAGCUUUCCUGGGUGCUUCUGAAAACCCGGCUCAUGUGGAUGCUCACCUUUACAGAAGGUCCAUGCACUGAAUUCAUUGGGUUUGGAUUCCGCAGCGUUUGGCCCAGCAUUCCUACUGGCACUGAGACUUGGGGGAAUUGAGGUGAACUCAGCGGGAGUGUUUAGGAAAUAGGGCGAGCCGGGUCUGGGUUGAUAGAAGUAUUUUGUGGAGAGUCCCGCUCUCUCUGAAGUCACAUCAGAUUUGCUGCUGCCCUUAGUGGGACAGUGAAUGGGUCCCUGGUUUCCACUGAGCUGAAACACAGCCUGCACUCAUCCUCUCUCACCUGCAGCUCUUCAGCCACGGUUGCUGCAUCACCACGGGAAGUUUCACCAGCGGUUAACUGAAAUGUCGCAAGCCUCCAAUCUGAUGUGAAGCUGGAAGUAAACUCUGAAUUCGCCUACGCUCACAACUGAAGGUCAUGUGUUCAUAAAACCAUGACAGCAUCUUCUCUGGAUUAGAAGAGGGAGAAAAAGAGGCAAAGUUGUCUGUGAUGAAGCAUUCUUCCCCUUAGGAAGUCCUUCAGAGCCUCUUCAGAGGCACCAUCAAUAGAGAUGAAUUGCAGACCAUUCCUCUGCACCCAACAAGGGCAAUGGUUAUAGAACUUCCUCUAAUUACAUACAAUUGGUUUUGAAAUUAAAUGAUCUGGAAUAUCAGUGAGUGACUCUGAGCAGCAUCAUUGGGUAAAGGAAAGUAGCAGCCUGUUGGAAGGAGGUAAAGGCACAGAAACAAUUAUGGCAGCGACUAGUUUCAAGGCUUGUGAAGACAGUAUAAAUGGGGCCAGUUCAAUCAGUGCAUGCAGAUGGUUCCCCAGUUGAUUCCUGCACUGCAGCGCUGUGUUCUGGCAGCUGCCAGGUGCUGGGAGCACCUUUGGCUUCUUUAAGGGCAAAGGCUGAGCAGUGUGUGCUGAGGCAAAGUGGGCAGAUGUCAGUCCUUCCCAUUUUCAGUGUGAAGUAAUAGAAAGCAGAGCUGCUGCUUCUCUGUGCUCUCCCCAGGAGUCUGUGACUUUAUUCAUUCAUAAAUAUACUGUCUGGGCUGCCCUGUCGUGCCAAGUAUGCAACUGUCUGGGUAAAAAUGUGCAAACAAGGUGUGCCUGAUUCCUGCAUGUAGUUACCAUAACAAGUGCAAACAUGCGGUAGGAAUUUGAAUACACGAAUGAACAGACAUCUAGAUGAGCAGAGAAUUGAAUGCAGAGACCUGAUUUGAGCAACACGUCGUGGCAUCUGUUUGUGUAAAUUAUGUGCACCACUGCACACAGAUUUUGAAACUGUUUCUGAGGAAUGUAGGUAUUUCUAUGUAUUAGACCACAAAGCUUAUCUGAGUUCCCCUUUUUAACCACAGUGAUGAGAUCACUGGAAAAAGAGUUACCCACUGCUCAUCAUCCUUCCUCAUUUUGUAUGUGUUAAACAUCAUGCAGUGAUUAGAUCAGAGCUUGGCUGUCUAGGGAAAACAAGAUCCAGAAAUGAAGAAGGAAGGAUGAGGGGACCCCUAAACUGCAGAGCUGCAUUGGGAGCAGGAGGAGGGUUCCCUGCAUGUGCACUGCAAAGAGAUGGAAAACAUACAGAAUCCAGCUCCUGAGCUCCAGGAGCCCACAGCUUUUGGGGGGGGGAGAGGCGGCCGGUCUGGGAAGGACCUCGGUGCCCUCUCCAAGCCACCCAUCCUUUGUCACUGCCAUGAACAGCAGCAGGAUGGAGCCUAAAGCAGCACAACGCCGCAGGGAUCUCUGCUUGCCGACCCCUGGCUGCUCCAUCCCUGGGGGUCUGUGCCAGAGAUUCUUCUUUCAGGGCUGUUGCAUUUUUUGCUGUAUCGUACGUGCGCCCUUCCUCGUGCACUUUCCUCAGACAGAGGGCAAGAAAGGACUCUGACCCCUGGGGCGCCCCGACCUGCAGCCAGCCUGGAGCUGCAAACCUGUCCAUUACCGUGCUUAUUGUGCUUAAUGCUGUCUGCUCUGCCACUUCUAAAUGUGGUUUACAAAUACCUGGACUUGGCCACAAGCAUGUGCAGUCUGAGACCAGAUGAGAGCCUGCUGCUUGCUGAGCAUUUCCAGCUCAGCUGUUGUUUGGGCUCCUGGGUAGCAUCAGGGCUGCCCGUGCUCCUCAGCUCCACUGUAGCAGCAGACGUUUCUGUUAUUACUGUGCUGUGCUGAAGAGGAAAUGCUGUUUCCUUUUUUGGAGCUUUUAAAGACUCUUAUUUUUCAAAGUGUCUUUUAGAAAUGCAGCUUGGAAAAUGGUGUUUGAUUAGCAUAUGCUCACUGCCACCGGACAGCUGAAGCAAUGGAACGAGGGCAAACUAUGUUUAGUGACGUAAUGCGUGCAAAAAAUUCUGGGGAAAAAAUUUAAUAUAAUAAUAAAAAAAAAGACAUGGAACGCAAAUGAUUUGUCUUCUUGCAGGGUUACAUGCAGCACAAAGGAGUUCACAGGCUUGGUUUACCGCAUCAGCCAACAAAUAACUGUGUCAGCAUAUACUUGGGCACAGUGCGUGCAGGGCUGGGUGCAACACCCCGAGCUGACAAGAAAAGGGACGAGGGCUGACAUGGACGUGUGCCUGCAGAGAGCAGCGUAACCUUGGGGCACAGCUGUUACUUCCCCAGCAUCCCCUUUUUCCUUGUUACUUUGCUGUCAUAGAAGAAUGUUGGGGAUGCUGAGUGUGACCCUACCAUAACCCUGAGAAAGUAGGCUGUGCUGCAGGUGCCUGGGCACAAUGAACGUGAUGGUACAGCUGUGCAUUAUUUCUCACUUUUAUAUUUUGUCUUGAAUCUUUUCACCCAUUUAUGGAUGCUUCUGCUGCCUUAAGUCCCCAUCCACUUUC
Molecule: messenger RNA, 5677 nt
Organism: Centrocercus urophasianus (Greater sage-grouse)
Lineage: Eukaryota; Metazoa; Chordata; Aves; Galliformes; Phasianidae
Gene: EXD3
Product: exonuclease 3'-5' domain containing 3
Exons: 21
Coding region: 172-2439 (755 amino acids)
Biological process (GO): nucleobase-containing compound metabolic process
Molecular function (GO): nucleic acid binding; 3'-5' exonuclease activity
Source: RefSeq, a predicted model, not a curated record